AAAGAGCGGCCUCGAGCGCUGCUAGCCAAUCCCGUCAGACGCUCCACGCGUCACCCCCGCUGCCCGCUGAUUGGCCGGCGUCGGGCUCCGCGGCCUCUCCAAUAUGGCGGCGCCCAGCGGAGUCCGGACCUGCGAGGACUUUGCCGAGUUCCAGGAUUUGCUCAGGGUGAUGCGGACAAUUGAUGACAGAAUAGUCCAUGAAUUAAACACUACACUUCCAACAGCUUCCUUUGCAGGGAAAGUCGAUGCUAACCAAACCUGUAAAGAGCUCUACCAGUCUCUGAUGGAGGCUCAUGCCAGCAGAGAGAAAAUAAUCAAAAGCUGUAUUGCUCAGACUUCCAAUGUAGUAAAAACUCUUCGAGAAAAGAGGGAGAAGGCCCAGGAUGACAUAGCAUUAUUAAAGCAGCUCAGGCAAGAGCAGACAAAGUUGAAGUUGAUGCAGUCUGAGUUGAAUGUGGAAGAAGUAGUAAACGACAGAAGCUGGAAGUCAUUAGUUUACAGAUAAAGAACCCUUCAACGAAACUGCGAAGGAAAGAUAAAAACAGGCUGAAAGGUGUGCGUGAGAGAGAUGGGCUUUGAAGUAUUUCACCUGCAGGUCACCUAUUCUAGUCUGAUUCAGGUUUGUAGUGACUAAAAGUUGUUUCCCUAUGUUUAGUGGUUUCUGUGAGGUGAGUUAGUGUACCUCAGUGUAGCUCUUGGGGGAUAAGUAUCUGUUUCACAAACACCAUCACAUCUGGCAUUAUUUGGCGUUCUUGUGAGCCGUCUCAGUUGGAGAUACCUAGGACUGAGUGGGCCAGGAAGACUGAACUCCCUUCUACCUCUGGAAGGAGCUUGUGCGUGUCAGGAUGGAGGCACCCUUGUGCGGUGAGGCACUGUGUAGGAGGGAAGUUCUGCUGCCCGUACUAUACCAGUUUUGUGGAAAAUAGUCCUUCAAUUUCUGGGGUGGGUAAUCUAGCACCAAGAUCAUUUUAAAGCCAAGUACUAGAACUUCUGGGCAUCUCACUUCUAUGAAGUGAGCUGUAGCUCGCGAAAGCUUAUGCUCAAAUAAAUUGGUUAGUCUCUAAGGUGCCACAAGUACUCCUUUUCUUUUUGCGAAUACAGACUAACACGGCUGUUACUCUGAAAUAUGACUCCUAAGAUCCUCUUCUAGUUUCAAAUAGGGUAGAAAGCUUUCUUUGUCCAGUAAUCCAUAUCUCAUUCCAGUAUUCCCUACAGAAAGGGGAUUGAUUCUCGAGACACUAAUACUGAUAUCAGGCCAGGCUGUAUUAUGCUGUCUGUUCUGGUACUGUGGAGUCAAGUCCCACGCAUCCUGUCUAAGUAAGCUCUGACCAGUAAGAGUUGUAUCUCAUUUUUAAAUUCUGAAACUCCCAAGAGGUAAAAAAGAGGGAUGCACAGCACAAGAUACCAAAAAAAAAAAAUAUAUGGAUUUUUCUCUUGUUUGGUGCAGAUGAGAGUAGGGAAUAAGAAACUGGGACUCUGGGAUUUUAUCCCCACUUCUGCCAGUGUCUUGCUGUAUGACUGAGGGCAUGGCUACACUUGCAGAUGUAGAGCACUUUGAGUUAAGCCAGCCUUCAGAGAGCGCAGUAGGGAAAGCGCUGCAGUCUGUCCACACUGACAGCUUCAAGCACACUGGCAUGGC
Chelonia mydas (Green sea turtle) is the source of this 1639-nucleotide messenger RNA. RefSeq names its product mitochondrial matrix import factor 23 (gene MIX23). Bases 104 to 505 code for a protein of 133 amino acids. Gene Ontology annotation, cellular component: mitochondrial intermembrane space; mitochondrion. The transcript has 5 exons. NCBI's taxonomy places the organism in Eukaryota, Metazoa, Chordata, Testudines, Cheloniidae. The record is from RefSeq and is a predicted model, not a curated record.